Messenger RNA from Planococcus citri (citrus mealybug), 3353 nucleotides. RefSeq lists its product as uncharacterized. Lineage: Eukaryota; Metazoa; Arthropoda; Insecta; Hemiptera; Pseudococcidae. Bases 502 to 2475 code for a protein of 657 amino acids. The transcript is spliced from 4 exons. The record is from RefSeq and is a predicted model, not a curated record.
AUGCGGUUUGGUAUCAUUUGUUAUUGUGUUACUUGCCAGCACUGUAUUAUUUUCGUUAAAUGCGUUCUAACGUGGUGUUUGGUGCUCCGGUGCAUUACUGCAUUAUGCGUUCCUUCUUUUUGUUCGUGUAAACUUUGUUUCUUGAUAAAGUGAAGUGAUCAAUGAUGUUAGAACUAUUUUUUGUCAUCGCUACAUAUGCUGCAAUUAUUACUUGAUAACGUUUUAAUAAUAUAAUUAUAAAGUAUACUGUAAAAUAUCGUGAAUGAUUUGAAGUAACCGCGACUGUUGAAUGAUUGGUUUCGUCAUCGUUUCGUGAUAACGUUUUUGUGAAGUAGUGAAUAUAAAAACUGUUCUGGUGGUGCUCUUGAAGAAACGAUUGGUUUCAUCGUACGUAUGUGCGAAUUCGUUUUUGAAGAAAGCUAAAAAUAGAGAUUGAUCGCGCGGUGUGUUUCGAAGAAUCCAGCGGUGUGCUUUGAAAUUGACCAGAGUCAAGAACCAAAAAUGGCUGAAAUACCAUCCGACCAGGACCACGUCUACGAUGCUACUCAAUCUACCCUUGUAACCUUGAAAGAAUUGUCAGCGAUCGCCGUUGCUCUGAAAAUAUGGCACUGCGAAAUAAAUAAAUAUCGAACGAAUGACGAAUUGGAAAAAUUCAGUCCAGAAAAACUACGAAUUUCAUUAAAAGUAAAAAAUCCUGAUUUACCAACCGUGAUCGAUACCAUGAUCAGAAAAUAUGCUGCAGAAUUAGGACUCUCAAUAGAUACGUGGCUGAAAGAGCAUCACAAAAGAGUACUACUUUUCCAUUACGGUCAUCCAAACUAUGUUUUGGAAGAUUUCGAUGACUUCGUAUGCGAUUACGAAGGCGAUAUUGAUUAUACUAAGACAGCCGAACGUAUGAUGCGUUGCGAUAAAUUUGGCCAAGUCGAGAAAUUUAAAAUAUCUUGUACAUAUUUUUUCGAAGACGAUAUUAGACGAAUUUGGCCGUCUAUACGCAAAAAGAUAGGCUUGAAUUGUAUUAAUUUUGGAGAUUGUCCCGAAUUGUAUUAUUGGAUUUGCUGCCUUACAAAUGAAUUAAAUAAGAUACCAAUCACCGAAGGCGGGGGAAAUACUAAUGUCGAUGAAGAAAUACUAGACCAUUGCAUGCCUCACAAUAGAUCAUCUGUAGAAUAUUUUUGGAAUCGUGUACCUUACCAAAAUCAAGUUGAAAAAGCUAUGCGACUUCUUAGGCGUGAAAAUUUGGUGAAUCUUUUUAAAUUCAUUUUACCGAAAUUCGAUGACCGUCAGCUUGAUGAAUUUGUCAAUAUGCAUGGAGGUUGGUGUCUGAUGCAACAUCUGUUACGAGUAGAACGCCGUUGUGUUAAUGAAAAAUUGAUAGGUCAAGCUUGGAUGCGCUUAAGAAACAUCAUCAACGUGAAUAAUUUCAGCGAACUAGUCGCGGAUAUGUUUGUAUUUUAUGAGCGGCGAGUGAUGUAUGAUAAUCAAUAUUCUGAGAAUUGGGUUUAUCUAUGUCGUGAAAUAUGGAACAGUGCUCCGCAUGGUUUGAGGCGAUCGGCAGUUGAGGAAAUAUCAUCCAUAUUCUGUAAUGCAAUUCGGCGUGGUUUUUUAUUUUCUUUCGAGGCCUUAUUGACUGCGCUUACGUGCGCAACUUUCGAGGAGAGAACCUUAUUCUGGGAGAGGUGCUGGCGUGAUUUGAUCGAACGCAAAAAUACCAAAGAAUUGCAGCAAAUAAUGGAAACGUGUUUCGAAAACGGCGAUGCAAUUAUUCGAUACAAAGAGGACGUUAUGGCACCUUGUCAAUAUGUACAGCGUCACUGCGGCUGGUUAUUGCGUAAGCCGGAUUUUGACGAAUUGAAUGAUUUUGUGAAUUUUUGCUAUCCCAACGAAGAUGCAGCGAGACUUUUCAAACAGAAAUUUAUAAAGUCGAAUUUCCUCCGUAAAAACCGUGUUUUUCGAGAAACGUAUUUUGGUCAAGCAACACAAUUCAACAAGUUCAUCAACGAUGCUUAUAACAACACAACUCUCGCAACAAAUUUUAAAAAUAAUCUGUUGUCUCUGCCUGUGAUUCGACGUUUUACACCUAAAUGGAGGGGUCUUUGUAGUCAAAUCUCAUGGUCCGAGCAGUUAACUGGAUUCAUGGAAUUUAUCGAAACGUUUGCUUCAACCGAACCACACCUGAAAAGGAUAAAAAUGCUGGUAAUUGAUCAUUGGAAGGAAAAUGGAUUUAUUGUUGAUUACGCCAGUUAUUUUACUCGCAAAUGUUCUCGUUCCCUUGAUCAGUUUUUGUUGUGGUGUUUGGGAAGCGAUGAAGAAGCUGGAAAAUUUAAGCAAGCCUAUACUCUACGCUGGUAUUCGAGAAUUGAUGCUCGGUACUUCGAGAAUAGAUGGGUCGCUGGCUUUCAUGAUUUUUUGUUGUGGUGUUUGGGAAGUAAAGAAGAAGUUGCAAAAUUCAAGCAAGCCCGUACCACAGAUCACUAGGGCUUAGUAUCGAUGUCGAACAUUCUUAGGUAUUUGGAUUGAUUAAACUAACAUGAAAAAGUUAUUGUAAGAUGCAGCGAGACUUUUCAAACAGAAAUUUAUAAAGUCGAAUUUCCUCCGUAAAAACCGUGUUUUUCGAGAAACGUAUUUUGGUCAAGCAACACAAUUCAACAAGUUCAUCAACGAUGCUUAUAACAACACAACUCUCGCAACAAAUUUUAAAAAUAAUCUGUUGUCUCUGCCUGUGAUUCGACGUUUUACACCUAAAUGGAGGGGUCUUUGUAGUCAAAUCUCAUGGUCCGAGCAGUUAACUGGAUUCAUGGAAUUUAUCGAAACGUUUGCUUCAACCGAACCACACCUGAAAAGGAUAAAAAUGCUGGUAAUUGAUCAUUGGAAGGAAAAUGGAUUUAUUGUUGAUUACGCCAGUUAUUUUACUCGCAAAUGUUCUCGUUCCCUUGAUCAGUUUUUGUUGUGGUGUUUGGGAAGCGAUGAAGAAGCUGGAAAAUUUAAGCAAGCCUAUACUCUACGCUGGUAUUCGAGAAUUGAUGCUCGGUACUUCGAGAAUAGAUGGGUCGCUGGCUUUCAUGAUUUUUUGUUGUGGUGUUUGGGAAGUAAAGAAGAAGUUGCAAAAUUCAAGCAAGCCCGUACCACAGAUCACUAGGGCUUAGUAUCGAUGUCGAACAUUCUUAGGUAUUUGGAUUGAUUAAACUAACAUGAAAAAGUUAUUGUUCUUAGAUUCUUAUUUUUAAUGUUUUAUGAUCCCUUUGAAUAAUAUUAAAAUAUUAUAAUUAUACCUAAUGAUGAAUUCCUAUCAUUGUUGAUCGCUAUGGUGUUAUUCGUAUGUACCUAACCUACUUGAGUAAAGUUAAUUUAAUACA